AUGCCGCCUUCUCAGCCGCCGUGGCCUCAUCGCCCUUCUGUCUGGAAGCGUCUAGCUUUGAGACCGAGCCCAUCACUUUUUUUUGAGGACAGAGACCUUAAGGGCCGCUCCUGUGAAGCCACCACAGACCAACCAGACCUGAGUGCCUACCUCAACCACUGCAACUCUCUCAAGGUAGAAACUUGCGGCUGGAUGAUUUAUAGUCCCAACUCCAUAGUCCACCAGUACUUCCUGAGGAAGGGAAAAUAUCCUGAUUACGAGCACUAUGGCUUCAAUGACUCCAUUAGGUCUUGUUCUAUCAUCACAGCACCAUGGGUGAAUUUGUCUUCAGAGCCACAGGAGCACAGCCAGCUACAGUUCUAUGAGAGGAAUGCCUUUGGAGGCAGGAUGUUGGAGUUCAUGGAUAACUGCCCUUCUCUCCAGGAUAACUUUUACUACAGAGACAUCCAGUCUUAUAACAUACUUGAAGGAAGGUGGAUUUUCUAAGAACAGCCGCACUUCCAAGGACAGCAGUACCUCCUGAAGCCUGGUGAGUACAUGCAAUUCACCAACUAGG
Messenger RNA from Pterocles gutturalis (yellow-throated sandgrouse), 556 nucleotides. RefSeq names its product gamma-crystallin 1-like. The record is from RefSeq and is a predicted model, not a curated record. Gene Ontology annotation, molecular function: structural constituent of eye lens. Gene Ontology annotation, biological process: lens development in camera-type eye; visual perception. NCBI's taxonomy places the organism in Eukaryota, Metazoa, Chordata, Aves, Pterocliformes, Pteroclidae.